Molecule: messenger RNA, 1573 nt
Organism: Rubroshorea leprosula
Lineage: Eukaryota; Viridiplantae; Streptophyta; Magnoliopsida; Malvales; Dipterocarpaceae
Source: the annotation of a GenBank genome assembly
CGACCCUUGUAACCAUGUUGGUGUUACCAUUUCCAUGUCGUGUGUCGGAGCCUCUUCUUCUUUCUCCUUCUCCAUUCCCGGAACUGAAGGAGCACAAGCCAUGUCUAAACUCGCCCACAAUCUAUUUUCUUGCUUCGCCAGAACAUUCAGUUCAUGGGCUCUGGCCAUCAAAAAUGCUUCCUCUCCCCGUAAAGCUCUACACCUUUACUCUCAGAUGCACCGCCGAUCAAUUCCCUAUGAUACCUUCUCCAUACUCUUCACCCUUAAAUGUUGCACCUCUUUACACAACCUCAACAUCAUUCGCCAUCUUCACUCCCAUAUAUUCAAAAUAGGCUUUGCUACCCACGUUUACGUCGCCACCUCUUUGCUCCAUGGCUAUGUGGUUGUUUCGUUGGAUGAUGCAUGUAGGUUGUUCGACGAAAUGCCUGAGAAGAACAGUGUUACCUGGAAUACCAUGUUAAGUGGGUUUGCUAAGUCUGGGGAUAUAAAUAGUGCCCGUCAGGUUUUUGAUGCUAUUCCUUUGAGGAAUGUUGAUUCAUGGUCUGCCAUGAUUGCAGGCUAUGUGAGUAAUGGAAAAUACGAUUCUGGGUUGGCUUGUUUCCGAGAUAUGAUGUCAGAUGAGGGGUCAAAACCUGAUCAAAUUACCUUGGGAUCUGUCCUGUCGGGUUGUGCUCAGAUGGGUUCUCUUGGAUUGUUGAUGGGCAGAUCAGUGCAUGGGUUUGUGGUAAAAAAUGGGUGGGAGUUGAAUGUAGAAAUUGGUACAGUUUUGGUUGAUAUGUAUUCCAGGUGUGGUUUUCUCAAGUGUGCUUGUAGGGUUUUUGAUUUGAUGCCUGCAAGGAAUGUAAUCACUUGGACUGCCUUGAUAUGUGGCUCCGCACAACAUGGCUAUAGCAAAGAAGCAUUGUCUAUGUUUGAGUUGAUGCAAGAAAUGGGAGUGAGACCUAAUGAGUUUGCUUUUACUGGGGUUCUUAGUGCAUGUGCUCGUACAGGACUGGUUGAAGAAGGGCGCAAAUAUUUUAAGAUGAUUGAACAUUACGGCUUGAAGCCAAGGAUUCAACACUAUGGCUGCAUGGUUGAUUUGUUUGGUAAGGCAGGGCUACUGGAUGAAGCUUACCAGGUUAUUAGGACAAUGGAACUUGAACCCAAUGUUGUUAUCUGGGGUUCAUUCUUGUCAGCUUGCAAGGAGCAUAAAAAUUUUGAAAUGGCUGGGAGAGUAAUAGAGCAAGUGUUGAGAACAAUAAAGCCAGAUAAAGAUGGAGGAGUUUUCUCUCUAAUAUCUGAUUUAUACGUUUUAAAUGAGAAGUGGGAUGAUGCGGGAUGGAUUAGGAAGUUAAUGGUCAAUCAAAGUGUGAGGAAGGCCAGAGGUUCUAGUUUUAUUGAUUAUAAGAAGUAAUCAAUCCAUGCUAGGAUUUUAUUUAUUGGAUUUUUAUCCGCAGUCUAGAUGGUGCGUCCUCCUUUUAACAAGCACUAAUUCUACAUUGUAACAGUAUUAGAUUCUUUGGUUUCUUUGGAUUCUUAGCAUUCUUUUUGUGAAGUGAUAGACAGCCAAGUGGAAUAAGGAUUUAGAUAGUUC